This is a messenger RNA of Carcharodon carcharias (great white shark), 2876 nucleotides long. RefSeq names its product pre-mRNA processing factor 19 (gene prpf19). Gene Ontology annotation, cellular component: cytoplasm; Prp19 complex; U2-type catalytic step 1 spliceosome. The annotation marks the transcript as partial. The record is from RefSeq and is a predicted model, not a curated record. The transcript is spliced from 15 exons. Gene Ontology annotation, molecular function: ubiquitin protein ligase activity; protein binding. NCBI's taxonomy places the organism in Eukaryota, Metazoa, Chordata, Chondrichthyes, Lamniformes, Lamnidae. Gene Ontology annotation, biological process: mRNA splicing, via spliceosome; protein ubiquitination; DNA repair.
CUCGUCCCCUCAGUUUCGAACGAGGUGCCGGAGCACCCGUGUGUUUCUCCGGUCUCCAAUCACGUGUUUGAACGCCGUCUGAUCGAGAAGUACAUCGCGGAGAACGGGACAGAUCCCAUCAACGGGCAGCCCCUGUCCGAGGACCAGCUCAUCGAUAUCAAAGCCAGCCACCCCAUCAGACCAAAGCCGCCAUCGGCCACCAGCAUUCCGGCAAUCCUCAAGGCUUUACAGGAUGAGUGGGACGCAGUCAUGCUGCACAGCUUCACCCUUCGACAACAGCUGCAGACCACACGCCAGGAGCUGUCGCACGCCCUCUACCAGCACGAUGCUGCCUGCAGAGUCAUCGCUCGCCUGACCAAGGAGGUGACGGCCGCUCGAGAAGCUCUGGCCACGCUGAAGCCACAGGCUGGUUUGGCUGUUCCUCAGGCGGCGCCGGUGACUCCUGCCGCGCCACCGGGAGCAGGAGAACCCAUGGAUGUCGGUGAACAGGUUGGAAUGACUCCAGAGAUCAUUCAGAAGCUUCAAGAUAAGGCUACUGUGCUGACCACUGAACGUAAGAAGCGAGGCAAGACUGUCCCUGAGGAGUUGGUGAGAGGUGAGGACCUCAGCAAGUACAGGCAGGUGGCCUCCCACGUGGGUCUUCACAGCGCCAGCGUCCCCGGCAUCCUGGCCCUUGACCUUUGCCCUUCGGACACGGCCAAGGUUCUGACGGGUGGUGCGGACAAGAACGUGGUCGUCUUCGACAAGAACUCGGAGCAGAUCCUGGCCACCCUCAAGGGUCACGGCAAGAAGGUGACGAGCGUGGUGUUCCACCCCAGCGAGAACAUCGUCUUCUCAGCCUCCCCCGACACAACCAUCCGCAUCUGGUCUGUCUCUGCCACAUCCUGCGUCCAGGUGGUCCGAGCCCACGAGGGAGCUGUCACCGGCCUCAGUCUCCACGCCACGGGUGACUACCUGCUGAGUGCAUCUGAUGACCAGUACUGGGCAUUCUCUGACAUCCGUACAGGUCGUGUGCUGACCAAGGUCACAGAUGAAGCGGCUGGAUGUGCCCUGACCUGUGCCCAGUUCCACCCUGAUGGCCUCAUCUUUGGCACGGGCACCAUUGACUCGCAGAUCAAGAUCUGGGACCUGAAGGAACGGACCAACGUCGCCAACUUCCCCGGCCACUCGGGCCCCAUCACGAGCAUCGCGUUCUCUGAGAACGGCUACUACCUCGCCACGGCAGCUGACGACUCUCAAGUGAAGCUCUGGGACUUGCGCAAGCUCAAGAACUUCAAGACCAUCCAGCUAGACGAUCACUACGAGGUGAAGUGCCUGACCUUUGACCAGAGCGGCACCUACCUGGCUGUAGGGGGCACGGAUAUUCGGGUGUACGUGUGUAAGCAAUGGGCAGAGGUGCUACACUUCACAGAACACAGCGGACAGACCACGGGUGUGUCGUUCGGUGAACACUCACGAUUCCUUGCGUCCAGCAGCAUGGACCGUAGCCUCAAGCUUUACAGCCAGUAGCUGUUCCAUUCUCUUAGUAAGCUGUUCACGUGUCUCGCCCUCGCUCAGUAACCCUGACACCUCAGACUCUCCCCUCGCUCAGUAACCCUGACACCUCAGACUCUCCCCUCGCUCAGUAACCCUGACACCUCAGACUCUCCCCUCCUCGCUCAGUAACCCUGACACCUCAGACUCUCCCCUCGCUCAGUAACCCUGACACCUCAGACUCUCCCCUCCUCGCUCAGUAACCCUGACACCUCAGACUCUCCCCUCGCUCAGUAACCCUGACACCUCAGACUCUCCCCUCGCUCAGUAACCCUGACACCUCAGACUCUCCCCUCCUCGCUCAGUAACCCUGACACCUCAGACUCUCCCCUCCUCGCUCAGUAACCCUGACACCUCAGACUCUCCCCUCGCUCAGUAACCCUGACACCUCAGACUCUCCCCUCCUCGCUCAGUAACCCUGACACCUCAGACUCUCCCCUCGCUCAGUAACCCUGACACCUCAGACUCUCCCCUCGCUCAGUAACCCUGACACCUCAGACUCUCCCCCCCUCGCUCAGUAACCCUGACACCUCAGACUCUCCCCCUCCUCGCUCAGUAACCCUGACACCUCAGACUCUCCCCUCCUUGCUCAGUAACCCUGACACCUCAGACUCUCCCCUCGCUCAGUAACCCUGACACCUCAGACUCUCCCCUCCUCGCUCAGUAACCCUGACACCUCAGACUCUCCCCUCGCUCAGUAACCCUGACACCUCAGACUCUCCCCUCCUCGCUCAGUAACCCUGACACCUCAGACUCUCCCCUCGCUCAGUAACCCUGACACCUCAGACUCUCCCCUCCUCGCUCAGUAACCCUGACACCUCAGACUCUCCCCUCGCUCAGUAACCCUGACACCUCAGACUCUCCCCUCCUCGCUCAGUAACCCUGACACCUCAGACUCUCCCCUCCUCGCUCAGUAACCCUGACACCUCAGACUCUCCCCUCCUCGCUCAGUAACCCUGACACCUCAGACUCUCCCCUCCUCGCUCAGUAACCCUGACACCUCAGACUCUCCCCUCCUCGCUCAGUAACCCUGACACCUCAGACUCUCCCCUCCUUGCUCAGUAACCCUGACACCUCAGACUCUCCCCUCGCUCAGUAACCCUGACACCUCAGACUCUCCCCUCCUCGCUCAGUAACCCUGACACCUCAGACUCUCCCCUCCUCGUUCAGUAACCCUGACACCUCAGACUCUCCCCUCCUCGCUCAGUAACCCUGACACCUCAGACUCUCCCCUCGCUCAGUAACCCUGACACCUCAGACUCUCCCCUCCUCGCUCAGUAACCCUGACACCUCAGACUCUCCCCUCGCUCAGUAACCCUGACACCUCAGACUCUCCCCUCCUC